GGCCGGGCCCUCCUGGGGUCUCGGUGGGGGCAGAGCCACGCGGGAGCCACACCCCGAACCCGACGGCGCCCCCCUCGGUGAGCUCUCCUGGUCGUCCUCCCUGGCCGUGGUGGCGGUGUCCUUCUCCGGCCUCUUCACAGUCAUCGUCCUCAUGCUGGCCUGCCUGUGCUGUAAGAAGGGCGGCAUCGGCUUCAAGGAGUUUGAGAAUGCCGAGGGGGACGAGUAUGCGGCGGACUUCGCGGCCCAGGGCUCCCCAGCCGCCGCUGCCCAGAACGGGCCCGACGUGUACGUCCUGCCGCUCACCGAGGUGUCCCUGCCCAUGGCCAAGCAGCCUGGCCGCUCAGUCCAGCUCCUCAAGUCCGCAGACCUGGGUCGGCACAGCCUCCUGUACCUGAAGGAGAUUGGCCACGGCUGGUUCGGGAAGGUGUUCCUGGGGGAGGUGCACUCGGGCGUGAGCGGCACGCAGGUGGUGGUGAAGGAGCUGAAGGCCAGCGCCAGCGUGCAGGAGCAGAUGCAGUUUCUGGAGGAGGCCCAGCCCUACAGGGCUCUGCAGCACAGCAACCUGCUCCAGUGCCUGGCACAGUGCGUGGAGGUGACGCCCUACCUCUUGGUGUUGGAGUUCUGCCCGCUGGGGGACCUCAAGGGCUACCUGCGGAGCUGCCGGGCGACAGAGGUCAUGGCGCCCGACCCGCUGACCCUGCAGCGCAUGGCGUGUGAGGUGGCCUGUGGUGUCCUCCACCUGCAUCGCAACAGCUACGUGCACAGCGACCUGGCCCUGCGGAGCUGCCUGCUCACAGCUGCCAUGUCGGUGAAGAUCGGCGACUACGGCUUGUCUCACUGGAAGUACAGGGAGGACUACUUCGUGACCGCGGACCAGCUCUGGGUGCCGCUGCGCUGGAUCGCGCCCGAGCUGGUGGACGAGGUGCAUGGCAACCUGCUCGUGGUUGACCAGACGAAGGCCAGCAACGUGUGGUCCCUGGGUGUGACCAUCUGGGAGCUGUUCGAGUUGGGUGUGCAGCCCUAUCCCCAGCACUCGGACCGGCAGGUGCUGGCCUAUGCUGUCCGCGAGCAGCAGCUCAAGCUGCCGAAGCCCCAGCUGCCCCUGGCCCUGUCUGACCGCUGGCUGGCCAUGGAGCCCCUGCUGGGCCGCGUGCUGCCCACGGACGGCCCGUGGGGCGGCCGUGACCACCACCACCUGCGCAGGGGUUGCGCCCAGGGCCCGCCCUGCCACGCUCGCUCACCCUCGCCCACAGCCCCGAUGCUGGCAGACACCGGAGAGGAUGAUGCGGACUGGGGUGUGGCCUUCUGCCCGCCCUUUGAGGACCCACUGGGCACCUCUCCCUUGGGGAGCCCGGGGGCCCCGCCAUCCCAGGACGAGGAGGAGCCAGGGGAGGCUGAGGCUCGGAGGGCCACCCAGCGUGGACACUGGAGCUCCAACACGUCGUCCAACAACAACAGUGGGAGCCGCGACCCGGAGUCCUGGGACCCGGGCUAUGCGGGUAGUUUCACAGACAGCUUCGCGGAUGACCGCCUCAGCCCCCCCCAGACCCCACCGGCCUCCCCAGAGGCCGGCCGCCCCCCAGAACAGGAGGACCCGGGAGGGUCUCUGCCUAGGCCACACGCAGCCUGGCCUGGCCGGGAGCCAGGCCGCUGCCUCGGCCUUCCCUCCCUGCGCCCUGCCCCGGCCGUGGCCCCCGCCUCGCUCCCCUGGACAGAGGAGGCCGUGGGUGGGGGGCACAACCCCCAGGGGGAGCCCGUGCUUGCCCGCGAGGCCAUGGGCGUCGCAGGGCCCCCGCUGCCCCUUCCUUCUGUCCCCUCCCCCUCCCGCGAGGGAGCCCCGCUGCCCGCGGAAGAGGCCAGCGCUCCCCACGUCCUUCCCACCUCACCCACACCUGCGGGCGGAGUGGCCACCGCCCCCGGUGCCGGCAGCCCCACUCCCGAGCCGGCGGUGCCCGGCAGCCCCGCUCCGGAGCCGGCGGUGCCCGGCAGGGAGGAGGAGGGCAGCACGGGGGCCACCUCGGGCGUCUUUAUCGACCUGUCCGGGGAGGGCCCCCCGGCUGGGAAGCCAGACGCCGUGUCGGCCCCACUGUGCGCGCGGCAGAAGCCAGCAGGGACCCCUGACUCCUUGGACUCGCUGGACACCCCGUUGGCAGCUAGCGAUGGUGGCUGUGAGGUCCUGAGCCCGUUGGCCACCGCCCCCGCCGCCGGGCAGCCCCGCGCGCUGGACAGCGGCUACGACACGGAGAACUACGAGUCUCCUGAGUUUGUGCUCAAGGAUGCCCACGACACAAAUGAGGAGCCAGCCUCCGGAGGCGAGAGCCCGGGGCCUGAGACCCGGCUCCCCGCCGCCCCGGGCGGCCUGGGUGAGAAGAACCCCUAUCGAGACUCGGCCUACUUCUCCGAUCUGGACGCUGAGCCGGAGGCCCCCCUGGACUCUGAGAAAUGCAGUGAGGCCCAACUGUCCCCACUGGAGCUGGGCCUGAAGAGCCCGGCGCAGGCCGCCCCGGCUCCCACUGGGCCCGGAGGGCCGAGGGUGGCACCAGGUUCUGGCCUGGAGGAGGUGCUGUCCCCCGGCAGCUCCAGGUCAGAGCCUCCUGGGGACCAAACGCCAGUCGAGGUGGGGCCUUCCGAGUUUUUCCUGCUGACCCCCGUUCUGCUGAACGCGGGUGGCGGCGGCCCUGCGCCCCAGGGGCACGCCCCACUGGGCUCCCUCAGACCCCCGCUCUGCCUGGCUCUCCCCGGACACCCGAGGGCCUCGGAGGGCCCGCCGGAGGAGGAGGAGGAGGACAGCGAGGACAGCGACGCAUCGGACGAGGAGCUCCGCUGCUACAGCAUCCAGGAGCCGAGCGAGGACAGCGAGGAGGAGGCGCCGGCCGUCCCGGUGGUGGUGGCCGAGAGCGAGAGUGUGCGCAACCUGCGCAGCCUGCUCAAGACGCCCGGCCUGCUGCCCGAGAGCCUCCGUGAGGACCUGGAGCGCAGGAAGAAGGCCGUGUCCUUCUUCGACGAUGUCACGGUCUACCUCUUCGACCAGGUAGGCGGGCUCGAGUGGGACGACGAUUUCCGGCUGGCCAAGUCAAUGGACAUGGCCACGCCCCCCGCGCCGGCCACACCUCCCGCGCCGGCCACGCCCCCCGCGCCGGCCACGCCCCUCUCGCGCUUCACAGUGUCGCCCGCACCCGCGUCCCGCUUCUCCAUCACGCACGUGUCCGACUCGGAGGCCCAGUCCGUGGGAGGCAGCAACGAGGACGGUGACCGGGAAUGA
Molecule: messenger RNA, 3262 nt
Organism: Dipodomys ordii (Ord's kangaroo rat)
Lineage: Eukaryota; Metazoa; Chordata; Mammalia; Rodentia; Heteromyidae
Gene: Lmtk1
Product: apoptosis-associated tyrosine kinase
Exons: 13
Coding region: 152-3262 (1036 amino acids)
Biological process (GO): brain development; peptidyl-tyrosine autophosphorylation
Molecular function (GO): ATP binding; protein tyrosine kinase activity
Source: RefSeq, a predicted model, not a curated record